GUCGGCCACACACAGGUACACAGGAUACAAGAGGACGAGAGACAGAGAACAGCCACUGGUUGCUCAGUUGCACUCAAGCUUUUCAAAGGAGGGCACUGACAGCCUGCCCUAUGUGUGGCUCCUCUCAAGGCUUCACAGCCUCCUCCUCUCAGUGCACCGCAGUCAUGUUAACCCCAGAAAGGUCACCGCAAAGCUCAGGGAUCAUCGCGGCAGCGAUGCCGGAGACCCAGGACGUAGACGUGACGUCGUGGAGCGAGGCAGACUUCGAAGAGAAGUGCACUUACAUCGUGAAAGACCAACCUCUGGAGGAAGAGUCUGUCAACGACAGCAGGACACGGGCUGAGAGAUCCUUACCCAGAAACCUGGCCCUAAAACGGGGCUGCAACACAACAGCAGAGGUGCUGGGGGUGACCAGCAAGGAGCUGAUUCCUAAGGGGACACGUUUUGGCCCUCUGGUGGGGGAGAGCUACACCAAUGAAACGCUGCCAAAGGAUGCUGACAGGAAAUACUUCUGGAGGGUCUUCUCAGAGGGGCAUUUACACCACAUCCUGGAUGGUUUGAACGAGGAACGCAGCAACUGGAUGCGCUACGUCAACCCAGCCUGCGCUGUGGAGGAGCAGAACCUUGUUGCCUGCCAGAACGGUCUGGACAUCUACUUCUACACCAUCAAACCACUUCAGCCGGGGCAGGAGCUCCUGGUCUGGUACUGCCCUGACUUCGCCCAGCGCUGCAACUACCCUCCACUGGGCCAGCUGACGAUCGACACUAUUGAACAGGGUCAAUCUCAGGAGAAGAAGACAGGAAAAAGAGGACACAGCGUUUCUGAAAUCCUCAGAGACGACCCUUCCAAAUCCACCUGCUCCGGACGUCUGAACAGUCCCUUGCCUCCGACCAACCUCCCAGGGGUUUUCCCCUUGUGUCCCCGUGUUGUCUACCCAAUCCAGCCCCAGUCGGAAUCCGUCCAUGGCCAUAGAUAUGCAACUCUACCAUCUCUGCCAUCCAGUAGCCCUUUAGCUGCCAAAAGGCCAGUUCUAAGUAGCCCUGUCCCAGCCGGUUUGCACUUCACCCUUCAGCACAGUCAAGGCCCUGGCAUUGCCAAACCUUACCAGGAGGCCUCUGUGUCUGAUCGAGUCCAUCCUGCUCUGAGGCAUGCUCCCUAUCUACUGCCUCACUACUCAUCUGGCCUAAACAGCAUUCUACCUCAUUCAUACCCACUUUACAGUGAUCGACUGAAGCCUCACUUAACACUCUCGUCUCAUUUCCUGCCUUAUGACGGCUAUGCACACUUCCUCCAUCCUUUGGCCAAUGGACACAAAGACUUGACACUUGCACUAUCUGACACCAAACGAGACCUCAUCCUGUCACCAACCGGCGGGCACAAAGACAACAAGAACCUCAUAUCCAAAAGAACAAACUACCUCAGGAUCCCCUCAUCUGACCUCAGAGAUUUCAAACACUCUCCCCUCAGCAAUGCAGACCUCACUACGCCCGCUGCAUCCAGUGCCUCACCGAUGGUCACGUCACUCCGCCGAGCGCUGCCCUCCCAUGCACCCGGAGGAAGCUCACCGCCAGUGGGCAUGGCCGCCUUUUCAGACCGCCUCCCUUCCAAACCCACCUCUGCCACACAGAGCAACACAGAGGAUGCCAUGGACCUCAGGAAGACCAAACAAGGGGGGCAGAUUAUUGGCUACAAGACUCUGUCGUACCCCCUCACCAGGCAGAAUGGAAAGAUCCGGUAUGACUGCAAUGUAUGUGGAAAGAUCUUUGGGCAGCUGUCCAACCUCAAGGUCCAUCUGCGAGUGCACAGCGGAGAGCGUCCCUUCAGGUGUCAGACCUGCAAUAAGAACUUCACACAGCUGGCCCACCUGCAGAAACACUACCUGGUCCACACAGGAGAGAAGCCUCAUGAAUGCAAGGUUUGCCAUAAGCGGUUCAGUAGCACUAGCAACCUGAAGACCCACCAGCGGCUGCACUCAGGUGAGAGGCCUUACCAGUGCAAGCUCUGCCCGGCCCGCUUCACCCAGUUUGUCCACCUCAAGCUCCACAAACGCCUCCACACCGGAGAACGACCUCACCGGUGUCCCCGCUGCCCCUGCGCCUAUCUCCACUUCUGCAGCCUCCAGGUGCAUCUCCGAGGCUUCUGCCCCCUCUCACCCUCCGCCUCCACCGGACACUCGCCGGAGGAGCUACAUCGAGUCAAUGCCGAGAUUGAGAGGUUCGAUGUGAGCGAGGCGGCAGAGCAGCUCGAGGCCAUGGCUGCAGAGGCAGAGAUGGACACGGGGAAUGUCAUUGAGCUCAUAAAAAAGAUGGAGACUCAUAACUCCAGUACCAGAGACAACUCUGAGCUGAGCAUCUACAAGGCAAACGAGUGUUCUGCCGUUCAGCUGCCUCAUGGCAGCCCUCUACCUCUAAAUCCAACCAGCAUCAAGCUGGAGUCAGGCUGCAUAUCAGAGCCCUAAGACAGCCUUGCUAAUCCAGCCAUAUAAUCCUUACAGGUCAACUCAGCAGCUGUCUGUUACUGCCCUAUUUGAAGUAAAGCCUUGUCUCAAUCAUGGACUGCCUAGCCUACACUCUACAGUUGUAUGUGAAGAAUCAAGAUGUUACCAGCACGGCCUGGGACCAAGGACUUGAUUUAAUUGAUUUAAUGCAUAGUUAAUUUAUUCCGUUGCUAAUAAUGAUCUAAAAUGUGUAAAAGAUUUGAGAUCUGAGAUUUCCUGCACUUUGUUUUGUAUCUCUGCACCAUUUUCAUGGAACAACAACUAAACAUGUCAUCAUGCAUAAAAAAGUUUGCCCUUAGUUGUGGUUUCAACAUGAGUGUUUCUGUUUGGCAUGGCUCUGUAGCGUCAGUGAGCUAAGUGCCUCUGUUUGUGUGGUACAUGUAAACUGGCUUGGGGAGUUAGUGACGUAGAUAAACAUCCUGUUAUGAGUCUUGGGAUGUUCACCACUGAGAAGUGUGAACUCAUAAGCCUGGAAAAAAAAAAAAAAAACCUAAAAUCAUGUUCACUUUUAAAAAUAUCCUUCGUCUAAUUUUUAGGCUUACGCUUGCAUAAUAAAAGUUUCAGUAUUAAUCAGGUGACAGACAAUAAACCCACAACAAAUGACUGUACAGCUAUAAAACUAGACCUACUAAUAAAACAACACACAGUCUGACUGUAAAAGAAUCAGAAUGACUUUUACCCAUCAUAAAUUUGCGGCAGAAGGCCUGUCUUUCCGUGCACUGGUGUUCUGUGAUCCUCAAAUUACAACUUAAAAGGGUGUCAGGUGGCGUAUUGUUCAAAGUGGCCGUCAAAUGAUGAGACAACUUUCAGAGCAUGCAUCCUCAAUGGUGAUGACACACUCCUGAUCAGGUCACAGCGUGCCUACCACCUGCUGUGGGGCUACGAUAGAAUGGAAGAAGACAGUCCCAACAGGAAAAAAAUGUUCUGUUAAAGGUGCAUUAUGUAGUUUUUAAUCAGAAGAGAAAGAGCUUCUGACUGAAUUUUUAUGCCAAAAAACAGAAAUAAACAAACUCUUUGUUUUCAUGACUGAAUAAACUGAAUAAACAAACUGAGUUUAAAGAGCAACACAGUUUCAUAAUGUUUUAAUUUGUUUAUAUUUGGCAG
Molecule: messenger RNA, 3602 nt
Organism: Acanthopagrus latus (yellowfin seabream)
Lineage: Eukaryota; Metazoa; Chordata; Actinopteri; Spariformes; Sparidae
Gene: prdm1c
Product: PR domain containing 1c, with ZNF domain
Exons: 7
Coding region: 111-2459 (782 amino acids)
Biological process (GO): cell fate commitment; regulation of transcription by RNA polymerase II
Cellular component (GO): cytoplasm; nucleus
Molecular function (GO): RNA polymerase II cis-regulatory region sequence-specific DNA binding; DNA-binding transcription repressor activity, RNA polymerase II-specific; histone deacetylase binding
Source: RefSeq, a predicted model, not a curated record